UUUCAAAGAACUCUAUAUCUUGGUUUAUGAAAUUUCUUAUUUUUAGUUGAAAUCCUGUUUCUUUUUCAAAAUUAAAUUCUUAUUUUAAGAUUGCAUCCAUGUAAUGGAAGAUAACAUGACGUAAUUUCACUUGAUUGAACAAAUGUUAUAAUGUGAAUCGGACGCCGUUCGGGCACAGUUUACGUUAGCUUGAGAAAGUGAGAAGAUGGUUACAAUUCGUUUUUUAUCCAGUGUUUGAUGGUGAAAUACAAUCAUUCAUUAAUUAGGAAAUAGUUAUUUUGCAGUGUACAGUAUUUCACCUUGUUUAAAAAAUCUAUAAAGGAACAGAAUAAGUGUGGUUCACAUACAACUGAAUAAAAAAACCAAUGAACCAAUAAGUAUAUCGUUAUGGAGGAUCAUGCUAUGGAUCAGUUUUGCGGUUCCAAAUUUUGGGACAAUAAUUUAUCAUGGAAUACAAGUGAUCCAGAUGUCCCAGAAUGUUUUGAGAAAACUGUUUUAGUAUGGGUACCAUGUGCAUUUCUAUGGCUAUUCUCUGCAAUAGAAGUUUAUUAUUUUUUAAACAGCAAACGCAAAAAUAUUCCAUACACUUGGUUAUUUAUCACUAAACAAGUACUUAUGUUAACAUUGAUUUUACUUAGUAUUGUUGAUAUAGGAGAGGCUAUUCAAAGAAGUACUUAUGAAGAAGUUUAUAAUGUUGAUUAUUAUACACCACUUAUAAAAAUCAUUACCUUUGUUCUAGCAAUUGUUUUAGUAAUGUAUAACAGAAAAUAUGGAAUGCGAACUUCUGGAUUGUUAUUUUUAUUCUGGUUUGUACUUACCUUGUGUGGAGUUGUUCAGUAUAGAAGUUUGUUAAGGUUAUACAUUAAUGGGGGUCAAGUAACCUAUUCAUUUAUAUCAUACAUGAUAUAUUAUCCAGUAGUGGUACUUUUAUUUUUACUAAAUUUUGUGGUUGAUGCAGAACCCAAAUAUUCAAAAUAUCCCAAGGUUGAGAAUUCAUGUCCAGAACAAAGUUCUUCCUUUCCAGCAAAAAUAUUUUUUACAUGGUUUGAUUCUAUGGCAUGGAAAGGUUUUAGGAAACCAUUAGAAGUUACUGAUUUAUGGUCUAUGAAUCCAGAAGACACAGCUAAGGAAAUUGUACCUAAAUUUGAUAAAUAUUGGAAUAAGAAUGUACAAAAAACAAACAAUGUAGAAAGCGCUAAGGCAUCGUUCAGGAAGUCAUCUGGUCAAGUAGAUUUUAAUGGCGGGCGUAAAAAGAAAGUAACUUCGAUUUUACCACCUCUUUGUAAAGCUUUUGGUGCUACAUUUUUAUUUGGUGCCGCACUUAAGUUUUUACAAGACAUUGUCAUUUUUGCUAGCCCACAAAUAUUGAAAUUGCUCAUUGUUUUUAAUGAAGCAACCAAUAGUGAACCAAUAUGGAAGGGUUAUCUUUAUGCAGUUUUACUUCUAUUAACGGCCAUGUUUCAAACAUUAAUUUUAUCUCAGUACUUUCAUCGAAUGUUCUUAGUCGGGUUACGCGUACGAACUGCUUUAAUUGCUGCAAUUUAUCGGAAAGCGUUGAGAAUAUCUAAUUCCGCAAGAAAAGAAUCAACAAUUGGUGAAAUAGUAAAUUUAAUGUCCGUGGAUGCACAAAGAUUCAUGGAUUUAACAGCAUACAUAAAUAUGAUUUGGUCUGCUCCACUCCAAAUAAUCUUAGCUUUAUACUUUUUGUGGGACAUAUUGGGACUAGCUGUACUUGCGGGUUUAGCUGUUCUGCUUAUUCUAAUCCCAAUAAACAUCUUAAUUACAAAUAGACUAAAAACACUACAAAUUAGACAAAUGAAAUACAAAGAUGAAAGGGUUAAAUUAAUGAACGAGGUACUUAAUGGUAUAAAAGUACUGAAAUUAUAUGCAUGGGAACCAUCAUUUGAAGAACAAAUAUUGAAAAUACGUAUGAAGGAGAUUAAAGUGUUAAAGGAAACAGCAUAUCUUAAUUCUGGAACAAGUUUCAUUUGGUCUUUUGCUCCAUUUUUAGUAUCUUUGGUAUCCUUUGCAACAUAUGUACUUAUAGACGAAAAUAACCAUUUAGAUAGCAGCAUUGCUUUUGUUUCACUCACUCUUUUUAAUAUCUUAAGGUUUCCUCUUUCUAUAUUACCUAUGAUGAUUGGUAAUAUGAUUCAGGCUUAUGUUUCUGUGAAACGUAUUAACAAAUUCAUGAAUGCAGAAGAGUUGGAUCCUGAUAACGUUCAACAUGAUCCAUCUGAACCAUAUGCCCUAUUAAUUGAGAAUGGUACCUUCGCAUGGGAUCCUGAAAAUAUUGAGAAACCAACAUUAAGGAAUAUCAAUUUGCAAGUAGAGCAGGGUCAAUUGAUAGCUGUUGUUGGUACAGUGGGAUCUGGUAAAAGUUCUCUUAUAUCGGCGCUUCUUGGAGAAAUGGAGAAAAUAAGUGGCAGAGUUAACACAAAAGGUUCUAUUGCAUACGUGUCUCAACAAGCAUGGAUACAAAAUGCGUCAUUGCAAAAUAAUGUUUUAUUUGGAAAACCACUAAAUAAAAGUUUAUACGAUCGUGUAAUUGAAGCGUGUGCAUUAAAUCCCGACUUAAAAGUGUUGCCUGCGGGUGAUCAAACUGAAAUUGGAGAAAAGGGAAUAAAUUUGUCCGGUGGUCAAAAACAAAGAGUAGCACUAGCAAGAGCAGUAUACAAUGAUUCUGAUGUUUAUUUCAUGGAUGAUCCCUUAAGUGCUGUAGAUUCUCAUGUUGGAAAACAUAUAUUUGAAAACGUAAUGGGUUCUAAUGGACUACUUAAAAAGAAAACGAGAGUACUUGUUACACAUGGCAUCACUUAUUUACCAGAAGUUGAUAACAUCAUUGUUCUUCAAGAUGGUGAAAUAACAGAAGUUGGAACUUAUAAACAACUUUUAGAGAAAAAGGGAGCCUUUUCAGAAUUUUUAGUGCAACAUCUUCAAGAAGUUGGAAAUCUAUAUGCUGAUAAUGGCUCGGAAGCAGAUUUAAAUGAAAUUAAACAACAAUUGGAAUCAACAAUGGGAACAAGUGAGGUGCAACAGAAACUAACAAGAGCUAAAUCAAGAAUGUCAGAAAGUCAAAGUGAAUCCGGUUCUAUAGUUGAUAGAUCUCUAAAUGGUUCAUUAAAAAGACAGUAUUCGACAGAUAGUCAACAAUCUAGUACUCAUUUAAAUAGCAAUAAUGUCAAAGAAACGAAAUUAAUGCACUCAAAAUCAGCAGAAAAGUUAAUAGAAGAAGAAAAAACUGAAACUGGAAGUGUGAAAUGGCAAGUGUACUCUCAUUACUUUAAAUCUAUUGGUUGGUUUUUAUCUAUAUCAACUAUUAUAAUGAAUGCAGUUUUUCAAGGAUUUAGUAUUGGUUCAAAUGCUUGGCUUAGUGUAUGGUCAGACAGUAAUUUAACAAACUAUAAUGAUACAGCCACUAAAGCUGAACAAGAUAUGUAUCUUGGAGUGUACGGUGGACUUGGUAUUGGACAAGCGAUGGCGAGUUUUUUCUGCGAUUUGGCACCACAGCUGGGCUGUUGGCUGGCUGCUCGCCAGAUGCACAUAGUGAUGCUGCGUGCUGUGAUGCGUGCUCCAUUGACCUUCUUUGAUACGACUCCUAUUGGUCGUAUUAUCUCCAGGUUUGCUAAAGACGUCGACGUACUGGAUACAUCUCUUCCUCAGCAAAUUUCCGAUAGCAUCUAUUGUUUGUUUGAGGUCAUAGCUACUUUAGUGGUUAUAAGUUUUAAUACGCCAGAAUUUAUCGCGGUGAUUAUACCAAUAGGUGGAAUUUAUUACUUUGUUCAACGUAUGUAUGUUGCAUCCUCGCGACAACUAAAACGUUUAGAAUCUAUUUCAAGAUCGCCCAUAUACUCACAUUUCAGUGAGACAGUUACUGGAACACAAAUGAUUAGAGCAUUUGGUGUGCAGGAACGAUUUAUUCAUGAAUCUGAAAAUAAGGUAGACUUUAAUCAAGUCUGCUAUUACCCUAGCAUAAUUGCAAAUAGGUGGUUAGCAGUACGUUUGGAGAUGGUUGGAAACUUAAUUAUCUUCUUUGCUGCAUUAUUUGCUGUGUUAAAUAAAGGUGUUAUACUAUCUGGUAAAGUUGGUUUAUCAGUCAGUUAUGCCUUACAAGUUACACAAACAUUAAAUUGGUUGGUAAGGAUGACUUCUGAUGUUGAAACAAACAUAGUAGCAGUUGAGAGAAUAAAAGAAUAUGGAGAAACACCUCAGGAAGCUCCAUGGAAAAAACCUGAUUAUACACCUCCUAAAGAAUGGCCUGUACAUGGAUGUGUUGAAUUUAAAGAUUACAAAGUUCGUUAUAGGGAGGGUUUAGAACUUGUACUUCACGGAAUAACAUUUAUGGUUAACGGAGGAGAGAAAGUUGGUAUCGUUGGUAGAACCGGUGCUGGAAAAUCUUCUUUAACAUUGGGUCUAUUUAGAAUAAUAGAAGCAGCUAAUGGAAAAAUUUAUAUUGAUGACAUUGAUAUUGCUCAACUGGGACUUCAUGAUUUAAGGUCUAGAUUAACUAUCAUUCCUCAGGAUCCUAUAUUGUUCUCAGGAACCUUAAGAAUUAAUUUAGAUCCUUUCAACUGUUAUACUGAUGACGAAGUUUGGAGAGCUUUGGAACAUGCACAUCUUAAAUCUUUUAUAAAAAAUUUGCCAAAUGGUCUUUUACAUGAAAUAACUGAAGGGGGAGAAAACUUAAGUAUAGGUCAACGACAAUUAAUUUGUUUAGCAAGAGCAUUACUUCGGAAAACGAAAGUACUUAUUCUUGAUGAAGCAACAGCCUCAGUCGAUCUGGAAACAGACGAUUUAAUUCAAACAACAAUUAGGCAAGAAUUUAGUGAUUGCACGAUACUUACAAUAGCUCAUAGGCUCAAUACAAUCCUUGAUUCAGACAGGGUCAUUGUUCUGGAUAAGGGACUGAUUAUGGAAUAUGAUUCUCCAGAAACAUUGCUACAUAAUCCAUCGAGUUUAUUUUACAGUAUAGCUAAAGAUGCAGGUCUUGCAACUUAAAUAAGGUGCAUAUCAAACAACUUGUACAAGCAAUAAAGAAAAUGAUACAGAUUUUUAAUUCAUGAUAGAAUAUAUAACAACAAAUAAGAAAAGAAAUAUAGGAAACAUUCUUAGAGUUGAACAACUCUAAAAAUUUUGUAGAACAAACUUUCUUUGAACAGAUUGCGCGCCAUACUUAAAUAACGUUAAACGCAGCCCACUUAUAAAAGUAGUACGGAUAUCCGUUACUUGUACUGCCAUUUUAGUAGCACAUCCUGUGCUAAAUAGUGUAAGUUUAUUAACAUGUAUACGGUGACUUAACAAAUUCUUGGUUAUAGGAAGUUUUAAUCAUUUUAAAAAAUACACAUCACACGCUUACACAUACAUGAAUAACAUGGGUAACGUACAAAAUAGAACAGUAUUGUUUACUUACUUUUAUUUUUAUUAAAUUUUAUUAUGUUUACUGUCCUACUGUAGUGUUUUAUUACGAAAAUCUAUAUUAUAUAUAAGUAUAGCAUUAUUUACCUCUCCUGUUUAUUUAUCUCAAACUUUUAUUCCUAUUUGUACUAUUAACAAAAUAUAACUCACAGUUAUACUGUAUGAAUAUUUCUAAUACUCACAAAUCAAAGGUUUAAAGUGUCAGUUUUGUAUAAUAAUAAAACAUUUACUCUUGUUA
Osmia bicornis bicornis is the source of this 5653-nucleotide messenger RNA. RefSeq names its product multidrug resistance-associated protein 1 (gene MRP). NCBI's taxonomy places the organism in Eukaryota, Metazoa, Arthropoda, Insecta, Hymenoptera, Megachilidae. The transcript is spliced from 22 exons. The record is from RefSeq and is a predicted model, not a curated record. Gene Ontology annotation, molecular function: ATP binding; ABC-type transporter activity; ATP hydrolysis activity. Gene Ontology annotation, cellular component: membrane. Bases 388 to 4998 code for a protein of 1536 amino acids. Gene Ontology annotation, biological process: transmembrane transport.